UUAAAUAACAAAUGGCGGACUGUUGUGCUGUCAAUUUAUCGUCCUGUCAAGAAAAUUAGUGUAUUAAUCAUAACCAAUGUAUCAUUCUCAAUCAAAGAAAGUAGAGUUUUUUUAAUCGACAUAGUGGCAUUAAUAUUCACUGGUUUCAUCUACUGGAAAUUGUUUGAUUCAUUUUGGAAAGUGAAUUUUGUACCCAGUUUUUAUAGUUCCUAGGUGUUUAUAUCCUUUUGAUCGAACUCGAACGGCUCCAGGAUGUCUACGUCAAUGAUGUCUGGUGCGAAAUUACAGGACGAUAUGAGCAGCAUACCUCUCGCUGAUGACGAUCCCCAAGUGAUUAUUCCUGAGGAAGAAAACGAUAACUCUAACAGAUCCGAUGUCUUAAUGCACGGUCGUAGUAUGGACUCGAUUCCAUCCACCUUCACUAAUGGAAGUUGCAGUCCCAAUAGCUUAGAUCCAGACAUAAGUCCAGAUGAACAGGAAGAGAAGGCAAGACUUAUAUCACAAGUUCUGGAACUUCAAAACACUUUAGACGAUUUGUCGCAGAGGGUGGAUAGUGUCAAGGAAGAGAAUUUGAAACUGAGAAGCGAAAAUCAGGUUCUGGGACAGUACAUCGAAAAUUUAAUGUCAGCUUCCAGCGUCUUUCAGUCGACGAGUCCUAAAUCUAAAAAGAACUUUGCACGGUACGAAACGCAGAAGCUGAGAUGUUUAUACAAACAUUGAUGACGAUUUAUCGUGGCUACCAUGUUAUAGGUGUUUACAGUUGUCAAAUAUCUUCGCUGCAAUCUGUAGAAUAUGUAAUUAUUGAUGAGAGUGAAUUAUUAGCUUGACAAAUUUUAUGCUCUUGGGCACAAGCAAACUGCACAAUCUUAAAAAGGUUCCAUUGAUAAGUGACACAGGGUCAUAAUAAACACUUUAUUGUAGAAAAAA
Molecule: messenger RNA, 927 nt
Organism: Belonocnema kinseyi
Lineage: Eukaryota; Metazoa; Arthropoda; Insecta; Hymenoptera; Cynipidae
Product: short coiled-coil protein homolog
Exons: 5
Coding region: 253-720 (155 amino acids)
Cellular component (GO): trans-Golgi network
Source: RefSeq, a predicted model, not a curated record